This is a messenger RNA of Pocillopora meandrina, 579 nucleotides long. NCBI's taxonomy places the organism in Eukaryota, Metazoa, Cnidaria, Anthozoa, Scleractinia, Pocilloporidae. The record is from the annotation of a GenBank genome assembly.
AUGGCGCUUAACAGAAAAGAAGAUAUCAUGCUGCAACAAACGUUGGAUCAACUUCAUCGUGAAGAAAACCAUCUCCUGCGAGAGUAUGAGUACGACAUUUGGAAAACUGAGAAAGCUUUUGACGCGCGUGUCAAAAAGCUCUCCAAUGGAUCAGGAGGGUCCAACUUGAUGUUACGAAGAAAUAGUUUACCAGCCAUAGAACCGGAUAAGCCCAGGGCGGGAAUGAUGAAUGCAAGAUGGCACUCUUUGACGCAAUGUUCUCCACGUGAAAAGCCGAAAGAUGAACAUGAUGAAAAACCGGCAAGCGAAGAUGUUUUGUUUGAGAUAGACAACGACUUCAAGUUUUUAUCAGUCGCUUUUGGUACCGAAAAAGACCAAAGCCCAACAAGCUCUAGUGCCACCAAGUUUCCCAGAAUUAGGAAUUCUACACCAGGCUCCAACGGCUCGUACUCAAAAGCUGCUCUAAUGCGCAGACGCCACAGUGACGUUACGACAUUACGUGAUCAUAUGCAAAGAUAUCGAAGUGAGAAACGUCGUUCUAGUUUGGCUGAUAUUCAUACGUUUGGAUCUAGAAGCUAG